This is a messenger RNA of Mangifera indica (mango), 3414 nucleotides long. RefSeq names its product pentatricopeptide repeat-containing protein At5g01110. Bases 302 to 2455 code for a protein of 717 amino acids. Lineage: Eukaryota; Viridiplantae; Streptophyta; Magnoliopsida; Sapindales; Anacardiaceae. Gene Ontology annotation, molecular function: protein binding. The record is from RefSeq and is a predicted model, not a curated record. The transcript has 3 exons.
GUUGCAUUUCACUUUCUUACAUCGCUCCUGUCCCUGCAGUAUUAUCGGCUGACAAAUAACUCUUCUUUCUCCCUGUCCGUCCUUCGCUUCAUAGGUAUCGGUUUGCAUCAAAGGACUUAAGAUAAGCAGCUCCAGUGCCGGAAACGUGGCCCUUUUUAAAAUCAUCAAUGGGUUUUAGUGUUUGGCUAGUGGCUUUUACAAAGAUUUUUUGUUUUACGGAGGUGUUGUGAUUAUUUUGAAGGAGUUGCUUUCAAACUUUCAGUUGUGAUAAUCGAACUUUAAACCCCGCCUGAAUUUCAAUAUGUCAAAGAUUCAGCGCUUACUUCAUCCGAAGUUCUCUCUCACAUCCUCUCUUCAAACCCUCAGAACUCUACAUACACUGCAAGUCUCCCAAAAUCCGUCAACUGGGUCAGUUUCAGAUUCCUUUCUGGUGGAGAAAAUCUUAUUCAAUUUAAAGCAAUGGAAUGUUAACUCUUUGCGGAACUAUCAAUUUCACUUGAACUCGGUUAAUGUAGUUGAAGUCUUAUAUCGUCUGCGUGAUAAUCUCCAUCUGGGUGAGAGAUUUAUUGAUUUCAUUGCCUUGAAUUGUUCCAAUUUUAAGCAUUCUUCCUUGUCUUUGAGCGCAACGAUUCACAUUUUAGUGCGAAGUCGGCGAUUAUCUGAUGCACAAGUUUUGAUUCUUAGGAUGGUUAGAAAGAGCGGCGUUUCACGGGUAGAAAUUGUUGAGUCUUUGGUUUCUACGUAUAGGAAUUGCGGGUCUAAUGAAUUAGUUUUUGAUUUGUUGAUUAGGACUUAUGUUCAAGCAAGGAAAUUAAGAGAAGGGUCGGAGGCGUUUCUCCUGUUGAGAAGUAAAGGAAUUUGUAUUUCUAUUAAUGCUUGCAAUAGUCUUCUUGGUGGGUUAGUGAAGAUUGCUUGGGUUGAUUUAGCAUGGCAAGUUUAUGCAGAGGUUGAUAGAAGUGGGAUUGCAUUGAAUGUUUAUACAUUAAAUAUUAUGGUUAAUGCAUUGUGUAAAGAUCACAAAAUUGAUAGGACUAAGUUGUUCAUGUGCAAGAUGGAAGAAAAAGGGGUUUAUCCAGACAUUGUGACAUAUAACACGCUGAUCAACACCUAUUGUCGUGAAGGACAGGUGGAAGAAGCUUUUGAGUUGAUGAGCUCAAUGGUGGGUAAGGGUUUGAAGCCAGGUGUUUAUACAUAUAAUUCUCUUAUUAAUGGUUUAUGCAGGAAGGGAAGAUGUGAGAGAGCAAAGGAAGUUUUGGAUGAGAUGUUGCAAAUGGGGUUAAACCCGGAUACUGCUACUUAUAACUCACUUCUUGUUGGGAGUUGUCAAAAGGAUAAUGCUUCAGAAGCUGAAGAAAUUUUACGUAUAAUGUGCAGUCGAGGGGUUGUUCCUGAUCUAGUUAGCUUUGGCUCACUGAUUGGGGUAUUCUCGAGGAAUGGACAGCUCAAUCGAGCAUUGAUGUAUUAUAGACAUAUGAAGAGUGUCGGAUUAGUUCCAGAUAAUGUUGUUUAUACUAUCCUUAUAGAUGGGUAUUGUCGAAAUGGCUUCAUGUUGGAGGCUUUGAAAAUACGGGAUGAGAUGCUAGAGCAGGGUUGUAUUAUGGAUGUUGUUACAUACAAUACUAUUUUGAAUGGACUCUGCAGGAUGAAGAUGCUCGCUGAUGCAGAUGAUCUGUUUAAGGAGAUGUUUGAAAGGGGUGUAUUCCCUGAUUUUUAUACUUUCACCACAUUAAUUCAUGGACAUUGUAAGGAUGGAAAUAUGAACAAAGCACUGAACCUAUUCGAUAUGAUGACCCAAAAGAGUAUUAAGCCAGACAUUGUGACAUACAACACUCUGAUUGAUGGUUUUUGCAAGGUUGGUGAAAUGGAAAAAGCUAACGAAUUAUGGGCUGAUAUGAUCUCUCGAAAAAUUUUCCCCAAUUACAUUUCAUAUGGGAUUUUAAUAAAUGGAUUUUGCAGUAUGGGUCGUGUAACUGAGGCAUUCAGGUUGUGGUAUGAGAUGGUUGAGAAAGGUAUUAAACCAACUCUUCUGACCUGUAACAUUAUCAUAAAGGGGUAUUGCCGUUCAGGUGAUGCAUCAAAGGCUGAAGAAUUCUUGAGUAAGAUAAUAUUAGAAGGGAUUAUUCCUGAUAGCAUAACAUAUAAUACUCUUAUUAACUCCUUUGUUAAGGAAGAGAAUAUGAACAGAGUAAGUGUCCUGGUUAACAAGAUGGAAAAACAAGGACUAGUGCCUGAUGUUAUUACGUACAAUGUUAUUUUAACUGGGUUUUGUAGACAAGGAAGGAUGCAAGAGGCCGAGCACAUACUACGGAGAAUGAUUCAGAAAGGUGUAAAUCCUGAUAGGUCUACAUACACAUCACUGAUAAAUGGACAUGUCAGCCAAAACAAUAUAAAGGAGGCAUUCUGUUUCCAUGACGAAAUGCUACAAAGGGGAUUUGCCCCUGAUGAUAAAUUUUAAUUGGUUUCACUUGGGGCCAUUGAAAUGAUUGUGGUACCAAGUAUGAGUUCAUUUUUCAUUCAUUUUUGCAGCAUAUUAUACGUGUAUGGAGGUUAGAUAUCCACUCCUUUUAUUCUUUAUGUUAAUCAACUUUGUUGUACCAUGAGUUUGAAUCAUGAAUUUCUUGUAUCUGUAACCUUUCUGUUUAUCUAUAGGGGAAGCUUUGAAAUCACCACUGUGACUUGUGUCAAUAUAUGUAAUCUGAUUGGUGGAGUUAAUAUGAAGAGUAUUUAAAAUGAUAAGUAGAGGCUGGGGAUGAAAAUUUAUAGAUGUAGAUUGCAGUCAAGGAAAAUUGUAGCUCGAGGGAUUCUUCCAAGUCGCAGCAAUGUGUAUUGGAAAACCACAAAGCACAUAGAGCAAUGCAGCAUCACUUUCUGCCAUUAGACAAUCAUGAUGCUGAAGCUUGAAACCCUACUGCAAUUUUUUCUACUUUGUGUGGAGAACUUUGAAAUGUGGUUGCACCCAACAGGAAGCAACAAUCUUCGACAGCUAAAUGCAUUGUGUAUUAGUUACCAGACAAUUCAGUAGCAUACUCUAGUGCAAGGUAUGUCACUCGCUUCUGAAAGGAAAUCGUAGGGAAGCACGAUUAUGUUUUGUUUUUAACUUUGUUGGAAACUUGCUUGAGCUCAAAUCAUAGAACCUGAACUGCUAAAAUUUAUUUAACUUGAGGCUAAACGCUCUCUGAUGAAUUUGAUUUACACUCUAAAAUUGUUUUCAUCUCUUUCAACUUAUGCUGAAUGUGAAUAGUGUAGUGCAAAAAUAGUGGAACAACUGCGUCUGUAUUUAACCCAUUUGAGUAUGUAAAAUUUUCUUCAAGAUUUUCUCUGUAUGUUUUCAUUGUAACUCAAUGAGAGCUUAUCCGGCAUUUAAUAAGUUAUUUUACUGUUUUAAUCAUUAUUUAUAAUAAAAUUUUGUUAAAA